Myotis myotis is the source of this 1188-nucleotide messenger RNA. RefSeq names its product Sin3A associated protein 30 (gene SAP30). The record is from RefSeq and is a predicted model, not a curated record. Gene Ontology annotation, molecular function: transcription coregulator activity; protein binding. The transcript has 4 exons. Bases 308 to 976 code for a protein of 222 amino acids. NCBI's taxonomy places the organism in Eukaryota, Metazoa, Chordata, Mammalia, Chiroptera, Vespertilionidae. Gene Ontology annotation, biological process: regulation of DNA-templated transcription. Gene Ontology annotation, cellular component: histone deacetylase complex.
CGGAGACGCAGCGGUCCAACUGCUGAAGAGUCUCCAUGUGACAGGGACCUGGGUUCCAGCUCCUGGCGCCCCCCGACUCUGGUUCCCGACCUAAGCACUGUCCACUGCCCGGAGCCCGCAGACCCCAGCAGGCGGGGGACGCCCGGGGUUCGGCCGUGCCGCCAAAGGACUCGGGGUGCAGAGUGAGUUGCCGCCGCCAGGCCAGGUGCAAGCGACCCCGCCGAGACCCCGGAGUAUCCGGAGACGGGCGGAGCGGCGAGGCGGAGCGGGGAUUUCUGCGGGCACCGGCGCCCCCGAUCGCGGAGGCAUGAACGGCUUCACGCCGGAGGAGAUGAGCCGCGGCGGGGACGCGGCCGCUGCAGUGGCCGCGGUGGUCGCUGCCGCCGCCGCCGCCGCCGCCGCUUCGGCCGGGAACGGAGCCGGGGCGGGUGCAGGAACUGAGGUGCCCGGCGCCGGGGCAGUCUCGGCGGCUGGGCCCCCAGGAGCGGCCGGGCCGGGCCCCGGACAACUGUGCUGUCUGCGGGAGGACGGCGAGCGGUGCGGCCGGGCGGCAGGCAACGCCAGCUUCAGCAAGAGGAUCCAGAAGAGCAUCUCGCAGAAGAAGGUGAAGAUCGAGCUGGAUAAGAGCGUAAGGCAUCUUUACAUUUGUGAUUAUCAUAAAAAUUUAAUUCAAAGUGUUCGAAACAGAAGAAAGAGAAAAGGGAGUGAUGAUGAUGGAGGAGAUUCACCAGUUCAAGAUAUUGAUACUCCAGAGGUUGAUUUAUACCAAUUACAAGUAAAUACACUUAGGAGAUACAAAAGACACUUCAAACUACCAACCAGACCAGGACUUAAUAAAGCACAACUUGUUGAGAUAGUUGGUUGCCACUUUAGGUCUAUUCCAGUGAAUGAAAAAGACACCUUAACAUAUUUCAUCUAUUCAGUGAAGAAUGACAAGAACAAAUCAGAUGUCAAGGUUGAUAGUGGUAUUCACUAGGCGAGAUGGAAUUGAGACUGAGACUUGGACAUGCAGAUGUUAAGUCUGUUUACUGUUUUCACAUGUAGAAAUAAAUGUUCCUGUGUAUUUUUUCUACAGAGGAUUUUCUCUGGUUUUAUUUUCUUUGUUUCUGACUCUAAUAAUUAGUUGGAAACUCAUGUAAAGAAGCUUUCCUAGAUUAACAAGUAUUUUAAAUAAAAGUAUUACUAUUA